AUGCAGGGACCACUCUGCGGCGCGCUGGCCACUAUGCUCCUGUACGGCAUCACCUGCGUGCAACAGUUUCACUAUCACCAGAACUACAAGUCGGAUUCGUGGGUGCUCAAAGUCGUGGUGCGUUUGAUCACCGAGACGGUAGAGACGGGCCUGUCGGUGUACUUUCUUGAGCACUAUCUUAUCACCAAUUUCGCGAACGAAAAUGCUCUAUACGAUGUUGUGUGGAGCGUCCCGGCGUCGUUUGCUCUCGGAUUUGUGACAGCCUAUCUAGCUAACCUAUGCUUUAUCUGGCGAAUAUGGAGGCUAUCGCGGCAUUUAGUGGUGUCGCUUCUACUAACCAUAUUGGCAACCGCUCGACUCAUUCUCGGCCUGGUCAACUCAUUCCUUGCGAUCAACUCGGCAUCGUGGGAUGCAUUCGCAAAGACGGCCUAUGUCCCGAUCGCCUUCAGCUGGUUUCUUUCCAUAGGUGUUGAUGCACUCAUUGCCUUCAUGAUGUAUCGCACGCUGUACAAGCAGCGGACAGGGCUGAGCGAUACGGACAGCAUGAUCAACCGACUUCUCCUCUAUGCUGUUAACACCGGCGCAGUAACAUCGCUCGGUGCCGUCCUUGUUCUCAUUUUGUUCUUCGCGUUGCCGCAUUCUUUGGCUUUCUUGGGGCCCCUGCAGGUCCAGGAACGAAUGUACAGCGUAUCCCUGCUCGCAUCGCUGAACUCACGCCGCGCGACCCUGUCGCUCUCGCUUCCCAGAGGAGAGACCUUCCAGCUCACGUCCGUCGACCCCGACAUCGACUUCGAGCCUCCGACCAAGACGAUGCAGGAUGUCGCGGACGGAGAGCGUGCCGGAGGUGGCGCCCGCGCCCGUGAUGCUGCAGGCACGGGCGAGCAGCAGACGAGGAGCAGGGUCGCGUUUCCGGAUCUGGAGCUGGGCGGGUGUGAUUCGUCUGAGUCGCAGUCGCAGUAUCGGGGAAAUGAUUCUGAGUCGGUAUGA
Molecule: messenger RNA, 987 nt
Organism: Coniophora puteana RWD-64-598 SS2
Lineage: Eukaryota; Fungi; Basidiomycota; Agaricomycetes; Boletales; Coniophoraceae
Exons: 14
Coding region: 1-987 (328 amino acids)
Source: RefSeq, a predicted model, not a curated record